Acomys russatus (golden spiny mouse) is the source of this 5096-nucleotide messenger RNA. It is a transcript of the gene Mia2, whose product is annotated as MIA SH3 domain ER export factor 2. Lineage: Eukaryota; Metazoa; Chordata; Mammalia; Rodentia; Muridae. Gene Ontology annotation, biological process: vesicle cargo loading; endoplasmic reticulum to Golgi vesicle-mediated transport; protein secretion. Gene Ontology annotation, cellular component: endoplasmic reticulum exit site; endoplasmic reticulum membrane. Bases 230 to 4471 code for a protein of 1413 amino acids. Gene Ontology annotation, molecular function: protein binding. The record is from RefSeq and is a predicted model, not a curated record. The transcript has 30 exons.
GCCCUUCUGUAUUAUCUAGCUAACUGACACUGCAGAUCGAGAUGAGAGAGUGUUAAUUCCUGAAGCUGAGCCAGCACACCUACAGGAAAAUGUAGCUUCGAAGGGACUGAAAAACACUCAGCCCAUUCCUCUUGCACUACAGAAGAGAGUAUCUGCUGUUUUGUUGGCAUGCUUGUGACCUAACAAGCGCUCUGACGUUUGUUUGGGAUUCCUGGUGGCUGGCUUAAGCAUGGCGGAAAUCAGUGUACAAAGAUUGCUUCUUUUGCUUAUUUCUCUAGCAAAGUGUCUGGAGGGAACAAAGUUGCUGGCGCACCUUAAAAAGUGUGGGGACCCCGAAUGUGAAACAUUAAUCAGCAGAGCCUUAGCCCUGAGGGACUACACAGGACCUGACUGUCGAUACCUGAACUUCACUGAGGGGGAAGAGAUAUCUGUUUAUGUUAAGCUUGCAGGAGAAAGAGAAGACUUGUGGGCAGGAAGUAGAGGAAAAGAUUUUGGAUUUUUUCCCAGAGACGCAGUCACGAUCGAAGAGGUGUUCAUAUCUGAAGAAGUUGAAAUGCCAGCUAAAGAAUCUGACUUCCUUUGUCUUCUUGGAGAAGGGUACAUAUUUGGAAGCGAACACACUGAGUUAAACAGUGAUGAUGAUGAAGAGGAAGAAGAAAAUAUGUACCCAUAUGAAAAAGAUGAAGACCACAAAUACAGUAUACAUAAAGGUGAUUUCCAGCCAGGGCCUGACUUUUAUGCAGCAUCUGAAGGGACUUUGUUGGAAGAGCAAAUUUCAGCAGCAGACUCCCCUGAAGAUUUCAGAACUUUCAGUGAGUCAAAGGACUGGGAAGGGGCCAGAAUUGCAGGCAGUGGGGAGCAGGGCAGCACUCCAGCCACGGAACGUGCCUUACCAACCGUGAGCAUGUCUGAAAGGCAAGGAUGGUUUGGACUGGGGAGCGAAGAAGCUGAAGAGACCGUUGAACCAGGGACCGAGGCCGCACAAGAAAGCUCAUUUCAUGGGGGAAAACUAACAGUGAAAGAGGAGAAUGACCUGGAGAAAUUAAACAGUGGCGAGCCCCAGAUGGAACUCGAGCAAGAGCCAAAACCACAGUUUGAUUCAGAGGCGCCAGAUGUCAGCCCAAUGCUGGAGGAACAGCAUGGACUAACUUCUGAGUCCGAGCGUGUUCUCGACCCUCAAGCGACUGGCUGGUUUGGCGGUGGAUUCACAAGUUACUUAGGUUUCGGGAAGGAAGAUACAGGCCUCGAGUUAUUAUCCAAAGAAAACAAUUCGCCAUUACAAGAUGGUCCCAGUUCUGUUCCACCAGACGAAGAAGCCCCGGCUCCAUACAGAGAAGUAUCAACAGACAAGGAAGAUACAGUCAGUAAUGACAGCUCAACUCUCAGUCCAAGCUGGCUUUCCUUUGGUUUCGGUAUGCUAGGCUUAGCACAUGCUGAUGACGAAAUCACUUCGGACAACGGGAAAAGUGAUGCUGCUGGGGUAGAUGACCACAAACAUCCUAUAGCAAGUGACUUUGACCCUGGAAAGGAAGAAGAAAGCAAAACAGUAACAGCUGUGGAAACAGACGAUCAAACCGGUAAGGAAAGCGCCUUGGAGAAGACAGAUGAUUCUGAUUCUAUGCAGUAUCUGAAGAAGUUCUUUAAUAACCCUUGGAGCUUCCAGGGUCUCCCGGAGGAUACAGAACUGCCAUUUUCCAAAGAGAUGCUGGAGCCAGAGGAUAUAGUCGAAAAUGACAAAACUGAAAAACUUUCUGUUGGAAAUUCUCACGCAGAUAGCACGAAAGAUCCCAUGGUGUUGGAGAGCAGAUACAAUCCAUCUGAUAUGGCCUCUGAAAUCGAGUCACCUAUGAGAGUCCAUGAAGGAAUACAUCUCGCAACCUCAUUUUCUGAGAUGGAUGAGGAAGAUUCAAAAUCAUGGGCGGAUUCCGAAGGGCCUGCCGUGGCAGAAUCAGACAGGUCUGUGGAAGGGGCCUUGCUCAGUACUCAGCUGGCUUCUCCAGAAGCCACAGAACACGCUGCAGAGUUUCAGCUUCUCAAGUGUUUAUUUCAAAUCGACGUCCACGGUUUUAUGAACUCGGCUCUUUCGCCAGUCAAAAUUCUUAUAGAAAGUGUUGUGGCAGCACUGCCUGAAGAUAUGAGAGCAGACGUGAAUCCUGGAGGUUUUUCAUUGGAACUGGCAAUAUGUGUGUCUACCAUUGGCCUGCUGGCCAUGCUCUUGUUUCUCUGGAGAGGCUUCCGAUCAAUUCAAAGCCGAUUUUAUGUAGGAAGAGAAAAAAAACUCGCUCUUGAGCUUUCUGCACUAAUUGAAGAAAAAUGUAAACUACUUGAAAAAGUUAGCCUUGUUCAGAAGGAGUAUGAAGGCUUAGAGUCAUCUUUAAAGGAGGCCAGCUUUGAGAAGGAGUCAACAGAAGCACAGAGUUUGGAGUUUGUUGAAGGAUCACAAAUAUCAGAGGCAACCUACGAAAAUCUAGAAAGAUCCAAAUCUAAACUUGAAGAUGAAGUACUCCUCCUAGAGAAAGAGCUAGAAGAAGAGAGAGCUAAACGUUCUGAACAGGAUGAGUUGAUGGCUGAUAUUUCAAAAACGAUGCAGUCCCUAGAAGAUGAAUCAAAAUCUCUCAAAUCACAAGUAGCUGAAGCCAAAACAACCUUCAGAAUAUUCGAAAUCAAUGAAGAACGGCUUAAGGGAGCAAUAAAAGAUGCCUUGAAUGAAAACUCUCAACUUCAGGAAAGCCAGAAACAGCUUUUACAGAAAGCCGAAGUAAUGAAAGAGCAACUGAAUGAACUCGAUAAACAGAAAGUAACAUUUGAAGAAUCCAAAGUACAGGUGGAACAAGUUUUAAAUGAUAAGGAAAAUCAGAUCAAGUCUCUGAUCGAGAGCCUGCUAAAGAUGAAAGAUUGGGCUGCUGUGCUUGGAGAAGACAUAGCAGAUGAUGACAGUCUCGACUUGGAAGUGAAGAGUGACCUAGGAAGUAAUGCUCAUUUAGAUAAUCAGCCAAAGGGAGCUUUGAAGAAGCUGAUUUAUGCUGCUAAGUUAAAUGCAUCUUUAAAAACCUUAGAAGGAGAAAGAAACCAAAUUUAUACUCAGUUAUCUGAAGUGGAUAAAAUAAAAGAAGACCUUACAGAGCAUAUGAAAAGCCUUGAGUCUGAACAAGCAUCUUUACAGUCAGAAAACACAGAGUUUGAAAGGGAGAACCAGAAACUUCAGCAGAAACUGAAAGUACUGACUGAGCUGUAUCAAGAAAACGAAAUGAAACUUCACAGGAAAUUAACAGUAGAGGAAAAUUACCGAUUAGAGAAAGAGGAAAAACUUUCCAAAGUAGAUGAGAGGAUCGGCCACGUGACAGAAGAGCUGGAGACCUGCAGACAGCGCGCCAAGGAUCUGGAGGAAGAGCUGGAGAGGACAAUUCGUUCUUAUCAAGGGCAGGUUAUUUCUCAUGAAAAAAAGGCACAUGAUAAUUGGUUGGCAGCUCGGACUUUGGAAAGAAAUCUCAAUGAUUUAAGGAAAGAAAAUGCUCUCAACAGACAAAAAUUAACUGAAACAGAGUUUAAAUUUGAACUUUUAGAAAAAGAUCCUUAUGCACUUGAUGUUCCAAAUGCAGCAUUUGGCAGAGAGCAUUCCCCAUAUAGUCCCUCACUAUUGGGCCGACCUUCAUCUGAAACGAGAGCUUUUCUCUCUCCUCCAACUUUGUUGGAGGGUCCACUCAGACUCUCACCUUUGCUUCCAGGGGGAGGAGGAAGAGGCUCACGAGGUCCUGAGAAUGUUCUGGACCAUCAGAUGAACACUGAAAGAGGAGACUUGAACUAUGACAGGUUAUCGGAUGCUCCCAGAGCACCUUCCGACAGAUCCCUGUCACCUCCAUGGGAACAAGAUCGCAGGAUGACAGCCCCUCCACCAGGCCAACCAUAUUCUGAUCCAGCUCUACAAAGGCAAGAUAGAUUUUAUAUUAAUUCUGGCAGACUCUCUGGACCAGCAGAACUCAGAAGUUACAAUAUGCCAUCUUUGGAUAAAGUGGAUGGGCCAGUAUCAUCAGAAUUGGAAUCCAGUAGAAAUGAUACCAAAGAUAAUCUUGGUAAUUCAAAUGUGCCUGAUUCCCCUGUUCCUGCUGAGUGUGAAGCAGCAGGCCGUGGCUUUCUUCCUCCACCGUUUCCCCCAGGCAGAGACCCAUUGUUUCCAAUGGACCCAAGGAACCAGUUCAUGAGAAGGGCACCUCCUUUACUCCCACCUCCUCCAGGAAGCGUCUAUGCAGGUCCUCGAGAUUAUUUCCCACCAAGGGACUUCCCUGGCCCACCACCUCCUCCGUUCCCAGGGAGAAAUGUGUAUGCACCGAGGGGCUUCCCACCUUACCUUUCCCCAAGACCUGGCUUCUUCCCCCCGCCCACACAUCCUGAAAGUAGAAGUGAGCUCCCUCCAGACUUGAUUCCGCCUUCAAAAGAACCUGCAGCUGAACCUCCAGAAACACAGGAGACCUGACAGUGGCAUUUGGUCUUGUUGGCAGUCAUUUUCUUCUCAUUUUCAGUUUAAGUAACUGCUGUUACUUAUGUGAUUAUAUUUUUGCUCAAAUUGAAGCUUAAUGGAAUUAUAAUUCUCAGGAUAGUAUUUUGUAAAUAAAGAUGAUUUAAAUAUGAAUUAUGAGUAAAUUAUUUCCAUUUUAUUUUAUUCUAGAUAGUAUAGCUAUUUUACUUUGAUUACCUCAUCUAUAAUUACAGUAGUUUUAUAUAUGUAAUCUUAUAAUUGGGGAUAUCUUAAACUCAAAAGGCUGUGUCUUUAUACCAGGAAUGUACUCACCAUGGUUGUAGACAAAUGUAAAAGUAACUUUAUGUUUAAUCAAAUAAAAUUUUAAUUAACUUCAAGUCUUGUUUGACAUGGAUAAUAAAACCAGCCAGUUUCCCAUAAAUAUGGUUCCAUAAAUUGGCCUUUUCACUCAUAGUUCAGUGGUUGAAAAGCAAAACAUUUGGGGCUGGAGAGAUGGUGGCUUAGUGGUUAAGAGCGCUUCUUUCAGAGUUCUUGGGCUUGGUUCCCAGCAUCUACAUGGUGGGUCACAGCCCUCUGUAACUCCAGCUCCAGGGGAUCCGAUGGCCUCUUUUUGCUUCCAAAU